AAAGACGCGGUGACAGGCGGCGGGAGGCGGCACACGGAGCGGACCAACCUGCAGUCCGGACUCGCGGUCCAGACCCGGACUGAGAGACCUGGCCGGACCCGUCCGGACUCACCCAGACCCGGCUGGACUUUUUGAUUCCGCAGCAGGAAACAGCGGCAGCAGGAGGACCGGGACAGCCGGAGAUGAUGGCCCAGAGUCCCCGAUGGAAGAGGCGCAAGCAGCUCAACCCCCGCAGAAAGAGCGUUCUGAACUAUGACAGUGUUCUGGAGACAACCUCAGAGACAGAUGAGGACGACCAGACGCUUCUCCGUGAUGACAGCAGCUUCACCGGAGGAGCAGGAGACGAUGAAGAGGCGGGUAGUCCAGUUGGUGUCCCCGCCCUGGAGGCGUCGCCCAGGGUCGGCCACGCCCUGCUGUCCAACCGGGAGCCGGACGACUCGGAGCACCGGGGGGAGGACGAAUGUAUCGAUGAUCGCAGCAGUGAGUACGAUGCUGUGGGACCUGAGGCCUCUCUGCAGGCGGUGGAAGACGGUCCAGGGAGGCGACUGGACGGCAUCUCUGGGCUGGAUGAGUUCUUCCUGAAACGUAAGCUGGAGGAUGACGAUGGUCACCACACAACCAUCGCUGAGUACCUGCAGCGCAGCGACACCGCCAUCAUUUACCCAGAAGCCCCGGAGGAGGUGACGCGCCUGAGCACGCCCGAGGCCGGUGGUCAGGAUGAGAGCGAACAUGAUCUGCCUUCCAGUGCCACAGAUGACUUCGCCCAGCUGCUCACCUGUCCGUACUGCGAGCGCGGCUACAAGCGGCUGACGUCUUUGAAGGAGCACAUCAAGUAUCGACAUGAGAACACAGAGGAGACCUUCACCUGCCUGCUGUGUGCAGAAACCUUCAACCAGAGAGCCCAGCUGGAGCGGCACAUGAUCACACACAAACCCACGGUGGACCAGCCACCGCUGCUCAGUGAGGGAGCUGCAAACCGCAAGUUCAAGUGCAGCGAGUGUGGAAAAGCCUUCAAGUACAAGCAUCACCUGAAGGAGCAUCUCCGUAUUCACAGUGGUGAGAAGCCAUACGAAUGCUCCAACUGCAAGAAGCGCUUCUCCCACUCAGGAUCCUACAGUUCUCACAUCAGCAGCAAGAAAUGCAUCGGCCUGGUUGCCCUUAAUGGACGAGUACGCAAUGGGAACAACAGCAAACCUGGCUCUUCUCCAAACUCCACAACAUCCUCACCUGGAAGCCCCGCCUUGGCUCACCUCCGGCAAAAACUAGAGAAUGGGCGCCUCCUUGGCCUGCAAGACCAGCAAGGUCAGGUGGACAUCAAAACUGAGCCAAUGGACUUUAAUGACUACAGGCUGCUAAUGGCUUCACAGCAUGGGUUUGGGGGACCAGGCGUCUACUUAAAUGGUCAUAGUGGAAGCCCACUGGCUAACCAUGGCUCUUCACAAAGCUCCUUUCAACAACUGGGUGGCAUGGGGAUUGAUCUCUCUCUGCUAGGAUACGCUGGACCUCUCGGGAGCAGCCUAAGUGAGGUACAGAAGGUUCUCCAGAUUGUGGACAACACUGUUUGCAGGCAGAAGAUAGAUGGAAACCCAGAGGAGCUGUCCAAACUUAGAGCCUAUAUGAAGGAGUUGGGUGCCCAGAUGGAGGCACAGGCCAGCUUUCAGGUGAUUGGCAGCAACAGUCCUACCAAGAGCAUCAUUGACUACACGCUGGAGAAGGUCAAUGAGGCCAAGAACCUUAUCAAUGACUCCAAGAUGCAAGUGGAUGUUAAGAAAGAGAAACCAAACCAAUCAGUUGAUCUCAGCGGUGAAGAAAAGUUCUCUGAUGGACAGAACCAAUUCCUGACAUUUUCUUGCCAAUACUGCAAGGAGAUCUUCCCUGGACCCAUCCCACUUCACCAACAUGAGCGCUACAUGUGUAAAAUGAAUGAGGACAUCAAACCAGUCCUGCAGCAUCUAGAGGGCAGUCCUGUUGGCUGCAGGGGGCUGAGGGCUGAUGAACUGUCCCGUACUGAGAGACCCCACAGCCCCACCAACGUUUUCAAGGACCACAUGUCAGUGUUAAAGGCUUACUUUGCCAUGAAUGCUGACCCUAACUCUGAGGAGCUGCUCAAGAUUUCCCUUGCUGUUGGCCUUCCUCAAGAACUGGUAAAAGAUUGGUUUUCACAAUGGAAAAUUCAAAACAACCACAUGGACAGUUUGAGGAAAAAGUUCCAGACUCCCGAGCGUGGGGGACCAGACCGCAGCUUGAGUCGGUCUCCAGUGUCCCUUCCUGUUAUAGAUUUACACAAUGGCUUUAUUAACACUGAUCCCACCCAUAGACUCACAAAGAUCAAUCAGUUUACAGCCAACAGGCAGACAAAGGGGGACAAACCAAUAGAUCCUGCUGAUCCCUUGAGGAGCAACACUUCGUCACCUCUAAACCUGUCUUCAACCUCGUCAAAACACUCCCAGAGUAGCUCUUACACUCCAAACAGCCUCACAUCUGAGGAUGCCCACGGGGAUACUCCUCUAGAUUUGUCGCUGCCCAAACACAUGGCACAAAAGCGACCAAAGCCAAAUGGCUUUAUCACCGAGCACAACGGCGAGGUGUCAGUACGUGAACAGGGUUCUGGAUCUCUAGGGCUGGCAAAGAUCAAGAAGGAGUUCUUGGGCUCGGACAGUGGUGGGAGCUCUAUCCAUCAGCUGGAGAAAAGCACCAGUCCAAUUUUUGGGAUUAAUCCCUUUGCUGGUGGUCCUGUGUACACCUCCUUGCCACCCCAUGGAGCUUUUCCUCCACCCACCUUCAUAAGUCCUGCUCAGGCCACCAUCCCCGGCCUCAGGCCCUACGCCGGUCUUGACCCCAUGAGCUUCCUGCCCCACAUGGCCUACACCUACGCCACAGGGGCUGCAACGUUUGCAGAAAUGCAGCAGAGAAGAAAGUACCAACGGAAAGCAGGUUUCCAGGGGGAGCUGCUGGACGGGACGGCGGACUAUCUGUCAGGCCUGGACGACCUGACAGACAGCGAUUCGCUGCUCUCCAGGAAGAAGAUUAAGAAGACUGAAAGUGGUAUGUACGCGUGUGACUUGUGCGACAAAACAUUCCAGAAGACCAGUUCCCUCCUAAGACACAAAUAUGAGCACACAGGUAAACGUCCACAUCAGUGUCAGAUCUGUAAGAAGGCCUUCAAACACAAACACCACCUCAUCGAGCACUCCCGUCUGCACUCAGGGGAGAAACCCUACCAGUGCGACAAGUGUGGGAAGCGUUUCUCCCAUUCCGGUUCGUACUCACAGCACAUGAACCAUCGCUACUCCUACUGCAAGAGGGAGGCCGAGGAGCGCGAGGCGGCCGAGAGGGAGGCCAAGGUGGGAGGGCUGGCUGGAGGACUGGAGCCCACCGAGUUGCUGAUGAGAAGGGCCUAUUUGCAAGGCUUGGGGCCUCUCGGAUACUCGGAUCCAGAGGAACAGCCGGAGGACGGCGGUGGUACCAUCUUAAGGGACGGAAGAGAGGGAGGAGGACAGGAGGUGGGAGGAGUGGACAAUAAGAUGUACGAGGAGGUGACAGAUGGACAGGAGGCAAGUUUCAGGAACAGAGAGGAGGAGGGUGACAGCAGGAGCCAGAUGGACUCAAUGAUGGAUGAAGGGGGCAAAGACUCAGCACAGCUGAUGGACACUUGUUCACGAGAAGGGAAGACAGACGGAACAUUGGAACAGGAGGACUGAUGGAGGAAAGAGAACCGGAAAGA
This is a messenger RNA of Poecilia latipinna (sailfin molly), 3724 nucleotides long. It is a transcript of the gene zeb2a, whose product is annotated as zinc finger E-box binding homeobox 2a. The transcript has 10 exons. Lineage: Eukaryota; Metazoa; Chordata; Actinopteri; Cyprinodontiformes; Poeciliidae. Gene Ontology annotation, molecular function: DNA-binding transcription factor activity, RNA polymerase II-specific; RNA polymerase II cis-regulatory region sequence-specific DNA binding. Gene Ontology annotation, biological process: regulation of transcription by RNA polymerase II; anatomical structure development. The record is from RefSeq and is a predicted model, not a curated record. Bases 183 to 3701 code for a protein of 1172 amino acids.